Tauraco erythrolophus (red-crested turaco) is the source of this 1647-nucleotide messenger RNA. The record is from RefSeq and is a predicted model, not a curated record. Lineage: Eukaryota; Metazoa; Chordata; Aves; Musophagiformes; Musophagidae.
UAUUUCCAGUGGUCCGACACAAAAACCAGGCAUCUUUAUCAGCAAUGUUAAACCGGGUUCUCUUUCAGCUGAGGUGGGCUUAGAGGUUGGUGAUCAGAUUGUUGAAGUAAAUGGAGUGGAUUUUUCUAAUGUGGAUCAUAAAGAGGCUGUCAGAGUGCUCAAAAGUAGUCGUACUUUGACUAUCUCUGUGGUGGCUGGUGCUGGAAGGGAGCUGUUCAUAACUGAAGAAGAAAGACAGAGAGAAGCACGUCUUCGUGAGCAAGAACGUCAGGAGUUAAUGCAUCAGAAGCGACUUGCACUGGAGACUAACAAAAUCAUCAAAGAGCAGCAAGAGAAAGAGAGACUAAGAAAACUGGAGAUUUCCCAGAAGGCUGCAGAGGAAGAAGAGAGAUAUCGCAGAGAAAUAGAGCAGAUAACAGCAGAAGAAGAGAAAUUUAAAAAGGAGUGGGAAGAAGACUGGGGUCCUAAAGAACCUCCCAAAUCCCUAAAAAUUGUAACUGCAGAAGUGCACUCUGCCCCUCGUUCCAAACACAAAACUUUUGGAUGGUUUUAUCGGUAUGAAGGAAAAUUUCCCACAAUCCGCAAGAAAGGGAAAGAAAGGAAGAAGUCAGAAAGUGACAGUCUGUGUGAACAGAAGAAGAAUAAAAAGGAAAUGGAGUUUGAGCAAAAACUUGCCAAAGAGAAAGAAGGAAUGUUGGAGAAAGAAAAACAACUGAAAAUAAAUCGUCUUGUGCAAGAGGUAUCUGAGACAGAACGAGAAGACCUGGAAGAAUCAGAAAAGGUGCAGCACUGGGUGGAAAGACUUUGUCAGACACGGUUAGAACAGAUAUCCUCUGUGGAGAAUGAGUCUCCUGAGUUGCCAAGUGGACGUCCUUCCGCUUCUCCUUCUGCCACAUCAAUGCGGCGUUUUGCUGGUGGCCUGCAGCUUCAUACCACUGAUCUUGAUGAUAUAAACUUAGAUGAAGUUGACAAGCCUAAGCAACGUGUGGCACCACCUCCACCACCACCCCCCACUGUUACUCCAGCAUCAGCUCAUCCGCUUCCUACAUCGAAUGUUCCACUUGCAAGAGGUCCAACCCUGGCAGUAACACCAGCUUCCCAGCAACUUGCUCCAAGUCCACCUACCCAACGACAUCCAGGGGUACCAAUAGUCUCUAAACCAGUCAUGCUGCAUCCUGACCCAAACUUUAUGGUCAGGCCAACCAUCAAAUCAGAGGCCCUGCCACAAGAGAUGUUUAAAAGGAUGGUGGUUUACAAUUCAUCAUUUAGAUCUAACAAAAAACAAGGCUUCCAGAAAUAUUUGGAAGAUUUUGAUCCAUAUUCAAUGUUUACCCCAGAGCAGAUUAUGGGAAAAGAUGUACGGCUAUUACGGAUUAAAAAGGAAGGAUCAUUAGACCUUGCAGUCGAGGGAGGAAUUGAUUCUCCAAUUGGAAAGAUAGUCGUGUCUGCCAUCUAUGAGGGUGGUGCUGCAGACAAACACGGAGGCAUAGUGAAAGGGGAUGAAAUACUAGCAGUAAAUGGCAAGAUAUUAAUUGAUAGCAGACUGGCAGAAGCACAGGCAACCCUAGCAAAAGCUUGGAACGUGGGUGGGGAUUGGAUUGACUUGGUCAUUGCAGCAUCACCUCCAAAGGAAUACGAUGAUGAAAU